AUGCCUCUCAUCGCUAACCAAUAUCAACAAAAUGGAACGAAGACAAUCGAUUUUGUUCUGCUUCCGCCUCCUCCUGCAACACUGCAGACCAUACAUUGUGUCAACAUCUGUGAGCCCUACCCAAGUCGUGCAAAUGUAGGAGUCUCCCAGAUAAGCAUACCAUUGGCAUGGAACAGCGAUCAACAUUUCAAAAGCAAAGGAGAGACUCGAGUGUACUCGAUGUUUGUCGUACUGCAAACAAAAACUCGUGUCAUUGAUUCGAGUACGGUAACUAAUGUAGAUAGAACAAUGACGGAUGUCGUAUUUCCGGACUCUUUCAUAUUCGAAGGAGAGCCAGACGAUUUCUGUAUAGAGAUGACGCUGUAUGCUGCUAGAACUGACCCCUUUUUGACAGAUGGUAAUGGAGGUCUACGAACGAGGAUAGCACGAUCCUUAGGCAAGAAAUUCGGCAGUUAUGUGAAAAGUAAUUUGAACACUACAGAGCCUUACAGUUUACGAGGAAACUGCAUAGGUUCAACAAACUACAAUCUGCUAGCUAGAGCUUAUUUAGUACUCACAGAUGCCGGAGACGAUUGCAGAAUACAUGAUCUUCGAAUGUCAGCAUUUGCCGGCUUGUCUGGUCCCCCAUUGUAUGGGCAUGUACUAUGUCGCUUAGCCGUACAACCUCAUUCCGUGCUCAAGCCCCUGGCAGAAGGCAUGAUAACCAUAAAACCUUUACUGGGAGGACUUCAUCUGAGGAAUGUGCGGACUAGACUACAGGCUGGCUACCUUCACUGCUUCACCAACCAAAAUUUUCAUCAGUAUCCAUCUACAGAAGAAACAAUGUUGCUCGUACCAAUUACUUCGAAGACGCGGAUUUUGUACACCUCUCAUCCUAACACACUUCUCAUGUCGGCAAAAAACUCCAAUGAAGCGGAGGGCUACGACUUUUACAUCACGGCGCAGAAUUACAGAGCGAUGCAAGAAUGGAAGAGAGCCAUAGAGAUGCAAAUUGAUGAUUGUGCCAUAUGGGGUGAUUUCGCAUAUCGGCACACCAAAUUAACGUUUGAAAAACCGGUUGACCCCGUCAAAGAAACGCUCAGUCGAGCUAAAGGGAAAUGCCUCUACGAUAAGAUAGGUACCAUUUCCUGUGACAGAGACAUGCUCAAGGCCCCUCCGUCUUACUAUAUACAACCUUCUACAAAUGAUGCUGCUCGUACAGCUCCUGCUAAGCGGAACAAACAAAGGGCUAACGUCCUGCACUAUUUUGAACCGGAUGCUUACGAAAUAGAGAAUCGUGGAAAGAGAAGUCGACAUAGUCCAAAAAUGUCUCGAGAAGAUAAGAUGGGUCCAAGAAUGUCUCGAGAAGAUAAGAUGCAAGACUGUACUGUUGAAGUUACUCGAUUAUGACAGCGCGUGAAAAAGGAAAGAAUAAAUUGCU
Molecule: messenger RNA, 1420 nt
Organism: Cylicocyclus nassatus
Lineage: Eukaryota; Metazoa; Nematoda; Chromadorea; Rhabditida; Strongylidae
Source: the annotation of a GenBank genome assembly